UGGCAAAUAGCUUCUGUCAUGUCGGUGACCUACAUAAUGAUUUCGCAGCUCGCGCUGAAUACGUACGCUAAGGAAUCCAGGGAUACCUUUUGUUUUAAGAAUGUCGGUGAUAUUUUGAGGGCUUAAAUGGUGAUUAAAAUGGUGUAAACUCUGUGACCUUCUGUGGUCUGUAACAGCCACUUUUUGACCUGAUGGAGGAUUUGAGUGAGGGAGAGUGUUUUCGUUCCAUCAACCAUGCUGAAAGAACAUUCAAGAAAAUGGAAGGAUAUUUGCACCGCAAACAACUGACAGACGUCAUUUUAAUUGCAGAAAAUGUACGAAUUCCUGCCCAUAGACUGGUGCUCAGCUCAGUCUCGGAUUACUUUGGUGCUAUGUUUACGCACGAUGUCCGCGAAGCCACCGAAGUUGAGAUCGAACUCCAUAAUCUUGAUCCAAAUGCAUUGAAAGCAUGUAUUCAUUACAUAUACACAGGCCGGACCAACCUUCGCGAAGACAAUGUCGAAGCCCUAUUGGCAACAGCGUGCAUUCUGCAGCUGUCGGAGGUAGUGGAGGCCUGCUGCGGCUACCUGAUGAAACAGUUGCAUCCAUCCAACUGUUUAGGCAUCCGCGCAUUUGCCGAUACACAGGGCUGUAAAGAUCUACUAAAGGUUGCCCAUAAUUAUACAACAGAACAUUUUGAAGAAGUAACCCAGAACCAAGAGUUCCUAAUCCUAGCUGCUGACGAAGUUUGUGAGCUUUUGAGCAGCGAUGACUUGAACGUUCGCAACGAGCAGACUGUCUACUACGCCAUGCUCGCUUGGGUCAAGCAUGACUUGCCAAACCGACACACCGCUAUCGCACAAUUACUUGCCCAUAUACGUAUGCCAUUGCUCUCGCCACAGUUUAUUACGGACGUAAUCGAUAAUAAUGCUUUAGUCAGAGAUGAAUCUUGCCAGCGUCUCAUAAUGGAGGCCAUGAAGUACCAUUUAUUGCCAGAGAGACGUCCAGUAAUGCAAUCGGCGCGAACCAAGCCUCGCAAGUCAACGGUUGGAACCUUGUAUGCCGUUGGUGGUAUGGAUAGUACCAAAGGUGCAACAAGUAUUGAAAAAUAUGACCUCCGUACGAACACCUGGUCACACGUUGGUCACAUGAGUGGACGACGUCUGCAGUUCGGCGUAGCAGUGAUUGAAGACAAGCUGUACGUGGUUGGUGGAAGGGACGGACUGAAGACACUUAACACGGUCGAGUGCUUUCACCCUAAGACUCGUGAAUGGAGUAUGCUCCCGGUGAUGGGGACCCAUAGGCAUGGCUUAGGUGUUACUGUAUUAGAGGGCCCCAUGUAUGCUGUUGGAGGUCACGACGGCUGGAGUUACUUAGCAACCGUUGAGCGAUAUGACCCACAAAGUAAGCAGUGGAGUUAUGUAGCGCCAAUGACAACACCAAGGAGCACAGUUGGUAUAGCGGUGUUAGACAAAAAGUUGUAUGCAGUAGGGGGACGAGAUGGAAGUGCAUGCUUGCGUUCUGUAGAGGUGUAUGACCCGCAUACCAACCGUUGGACGAUGUGUGCCCCGAUGUCUAAACGGAGAGGGGGCCUAGGGGUAGCUGUGUGCAAUGGAUGCCUGUACGCUGUAGGGGGACACGAUGCCCCGGCCAGUCAGCAAAGCUCAAGGCAGUUUGACUGUGUAGAAAGAUAUGAUCCCCGAUCAGAUACAUGGUCUAUGGUGGCGCCGAUGAAUCUGUGUCGUGAUGCUGUCGGUGUAUCAGUUCUAGGGGAUAAAUUGUUUGCUGUGGGUGGCUAUGAUGGGACAAUGUACCUAAAUGCUGUUGAAUUUUUUGAUCCUCAAUUGGAGAAGUGGAACACGGUUGCUCCAUUGAAUACAGGCCGGGCUGGUGCAUGUGUGGUUCAGGUAGCCAGUAUGUGACCCCUGUACUUUGACCUCUGUCCUUUAUAAUCAAUGAACUUUACACCAGAACAAUUCUCAUCAAAGCCGAAUUAAGUAUUCAAAUGAAUGAAUCUAUUCAUAUUAUUAUAAAACCUUUGUUGAAUGAAAGCAGAAUUUUAAUCAAAAAAUUAUAUUUUAGUAUAGAUGUAUAUUGGGUGGUCCGAGCAUCUUUUAUGGUUGUCUGGGAGAAAAAUGUUUUCAUUUUAACAUAAAGAACCAUGAGGUAUGAAAAAAAAGAUACCACCUAAAGCCAUUGAU
Molecule: messenger RNA, 2180 nt
Organism: Anneissia japonica
Lineage: Eukaryota; Metazoa; Echinodermata; Crinoidea; Comatulida; Comatulidae
Product: kelch-like protein 5
Exons: 10
Coding region: 192-1901 (569 amino acids)
Molecular function (GO): protein binding
Source: RefSeq, a predicted model, not a curated record